This is a messenger RNA of Ictalurus furcatus (blue catfish), 1290 nucleotides long. It is a transcript of the gene wnt8b, whose product is annotated as wingless-type MMTV integration site family, member 8b. Bases 118 to 1191 code for a protein of 357 amino acids. Gene Ontology annotation, molecular function: frizzled binding; cytokine activity. Gene Ontology annotation, biological process: cell fate commitment; multicellular organism development; neuron differentiation. Gene Ontology annotation, cellular component: extracellular region. The transcript is spliced from 6 exons. NCBI's taxonomy places the organism in Eukaryota, Metazoa, Chordata, Actinopteri, Siluriformes, Ictaluridae. The record is from RefSeq and is a predicted model, not a curated record.
UCUCGGUUUGGGAUGAGAGCAGAUCCAUUUCAGAGGCUGCCUGUAGCUUAUAUAGACUCUGCUUCGCCUGAUUCCAUUUUCUAGGCUAACAUCUGGCUUUAACAUCGCUCUCUCAGGAUGUUCAUCCAUUUGGACGUUUAUUAUUACAUUUUCAUCUUGAUGGUUCACAUGAAAUCCUGCUGCAGUUGGUCAGUGAAUAAUUUCCUGAUGACUGGCCCAAAAGCUUACCUGAUCUAUUCCAGUAGCGUAGCUGCAGGCGCUCAGAGUGGGAUUGAGGAAUGCAAGUAUCAAUUUGCGUGGGAGCGCUGGAACUGUCCAGAACGAGCCCUUCAGCUUUCCACCCACAGCGGACUCAGGAGUGCAACCCGGGAGACAGCAUUUGUUCAUGCCAUCAGUUCUGCUGGGGUUAUGUACACUCUUACAAGGAACUGCAGCUUGGGCGACUUUGAUAAUUGUGGCUGUGAUGACACCAGGAAUGGUCAGCGAGGUGGUCAAGGCUGGCUGUGGGGAGGCUGCAGUGAUAAUGUGGGCUUUGGAGAGGCCAUCUCCAAACAGUUUGUGGAUGCAUUAGAAACUGGGCAAGAUGCACGUGCUGCCAUGAACCUGCACAACAAUGAAGCUGGACGCAAGGCUGUGAAAGGGACCAUGCAAAGGACGUGUAAAUGCCAUGGUGUAUCCGGCAGCUGCACCACUCAGACCUGCUGGCUUCAGUUGCCCGAGUUUCGAGAAGUGGGCAACUACCUGAAAGAGAAGUACCACCGUGCCAUUAAGGUGGACCUCCUGCGUGGUGCAGGUAACAGUGCGGCCAGUCGUGGAGCCGUCGCUGAGACCUUCAGCUCCAUCUCUCGUAAGGAGCUGGUGCACCUGGAGGAUUCUCCUGAUUACUGCGUUGAGAACCGUACACUAGGCCUUCCAGGCACCGAAGGCCGUGAGUGCUUAAAAAAGGGCAAGAAUCUGAGUAAGUGGGAGAAGCGUAGCUGCAAGCGGCUAUGCAGUGACUGCGGCCUGGCUGUGGAGGAGCGCAGGGCAGAGACUGUAUCCAGCUGCAACUGCAAGUUCCACUGGUGUUGUGCGGUAAAAUGUGAGCAGUGCCGCAAGACUGUCACCAAGUACUACUGUGUGAGAGCCAAGCAGGUUAAGAAUGAUAGUGCAAGUCGAAGAAAAAGUCUUCGCUUAAGGAAGAAGCACUAAUGUGGUCUUUAAGGCUUGAAAAUGACACAGUGUAAUCUUUAAUAUAUUCAACCUGAAUUUUGAAUGUGCAUUAGCAAUUAAAAAAAACUGACAGUGAAA